Molecule: messenger RNA, 882 nt
Organism: Schistosoma margrebowiei
Lineage: Eukaryota; Metazoa; Platyhelminthes; Trematoda; Strigeidida; Schistosomatidae
Source: the annotation of a GenBank genome assembly
UCUGUAUUGGCAGAUAUUUCUAACACUUUACACUUACUUGUGACUCAAUAAUACAUCUUGUUUAAUUUUAAACUGACAAAUGUGAGACGCACUUAAGUGCGUUAGUUAUUUGGUUUUAAUAAUCUUAAACGAUAUUGAAAUGAUAAUUUCUUGACGUAUCAUUCUCUCAAGAUUAGCUACUGAACACAGGUAUACCUAUAUCACUAGAAAUGAAGAUUUUAACGGUAAAAUCUACGGGGUUAACAAAUAAUCAUUUAACCGAUGCUCAAAAAUGUGCUAGAGAAAAUGAAAGUGUUCAUCUAGCUGAAACAUAUUUAAAUUAUUUGCAGAAUUUACGAAAACAUUCAGAGCUCGUGGAAUUGUAUAAAUCCAAAGAAAAAACAACUGAGGAAGCCGCUAAAAUGGUUGGAUUAGCUCUACCAGAAACAAAUUAUCAUGAAUAAUAAGAAUACUUACAAUAUUUUGCCUAGGAUAUAUUCCAUUGUAUAUUUUCAUUGUUAGAUAUUGUUUCUACCAUGAAUUCAUUAGAUGCUCGAAUAGGCUAAUAAGGCAGUAUCCAUACACUUUUGUUCAUAUUGUUUCAAAAUUCGAUUUUGAUUUCAAAUAACCAAUAGUUAUCCUAUUUGUCUUCUGUAAAAUAGUUUUUCAAUAGAGAACAUUUACACACAUCAUAAAAAUCAACUGGUUCCUGUUGAUUUCGCUUAGUUUUUUACUAACCCUUUCGUUGAAUGUUCCACAAUCUUAAAUAAGGCAUAAACUAUCACCGUAUCUUGACCCGGCUGUUAUUUAUUACUCUAUAAAGAAAUACUGACUAAUCAUUAUCCAUGAACAAAUUUCAUAUCUCUUAACAAAUUUACAUCACUAUUAGUACGGAAUUUCUGG